Phyllopteryx taeniolatus (common seadragon) is the source of this 2006-nucleotide messenger RNA. It is a transcript of the gene alkbh5, whose product is annotated as alkB homolog 5, RNA demethylase. The transcript is spliced from 6 exons. The coding region runs from base 615 to 1682 and encodes 355 amino acids. Gene Ontology annotation, cellular component: nucleus. Gene Ontology annotation, biological process: mRNA processing; mRNA export from nucleus. Gene Ontology annotation, molecular function: oxidative RNA demethylase activity. The record is from RefSeq and is a predicted model, not a curated record. NCBI's taxonomy places the organism in Eukaryota, Metazoa, Chordata, Actinopteri, Syngnathiformes, Syngnathidae.
UUUUUUUUUCUUCCUUCCUCUCUCCGAAGACGAGCGUCGGCGUUCGCCUAGAGUGUUUACCAGAGUUUGUGUGCGAACGACGAGGUUUGCCCCAGAUUCCUCAGGGUAAAUCCGGGUGGAGACGCCAUUAUUUGGGAAAUAUAGUGGCGAUUUGUCGUGAGAUGUUGCGGCGUGGAUUUAUUACUGUGGCAUUUCCAAGCGGCGGCGGACACGGGGCGUCCAAGCCAGGCUAAGCUAAGGAACCAGCGGCCGGCCGGAGGAAGCUCACUAACAUUAGCUUAACCGAGCUAACAGCUAACGAGAACUGAGCCACAUUCACACGAGCGCGGAUCGAUUUUUUGACGUCACUUGGCCCACUGCUCGGGCCCCUGGCGGAAGAAUCCAGCGGACUAGCCAAGGUUGGCCUAUCGAGCUAUCGUCCAGCAGAGCCACAUCUGCACAAAACGCAGACUAGCUGAUGUUAGCUGAGCUGAGCCAAAUCCACAGGACCACAGGCAGUUUUUCGACGUCCCCCCGCUCCAGCGGUCAAGGCAUCGGCGGAGGAUUUUAGCGGACUAGCUAAUGUUAGUCAAGCGAGCUAACGGCUAAAGACGGCGUUGUUUUUCGGAGCGACCAUGACCUCCAGUGGCUUCUCCGAUUUGCGCGAUAAACUACGGUCGAUGCCGCCGCACCGGGACGACUACCCGACGAGCAACGGCGGUAGCAGCGCGGGGCGAAAGCGCCGGCGCCGCGAGUCCGAUGACGACGACUGCGAGCACAGCGACGACAGCGGCGAGCUCCGCGAGCAGGAGGCCCACCGGGUACGCAGCAGCGUCCUCCAGAAGAGCAUCUUCACGCCGGAGGAGUGCGUGCGCAUCGAGCAGAAGAUCGACGAGGUGGUGGCCAAGGCGGAGGCCGGACUCUACCGCGAGCACACUGUGGACCGCGCGCCGCUGCGCAACAAGUACUUCUUCGGUGAGGGCUACACGUACGGCGCGCAGCUGGAGAAGCGCGGCCCGGGCCAGGAGAGGCUCUACCGCAAGGGGCAGGUGGACGACAUCCCCAGCUGGGUGCACGAGCUGGUGAUCAAGCGACUGGUGUCCGCCGGCGUGAUCCCGGAGGGCUUCGUCAACAGCGCCGUCAUCAACGACUACCAACCGGGCGGCUGCAUCGUGUCCCAUGUGGAUCCGCUGCACAUCUUCGCUAGGCCCAUCGUGUCCGUGUCGUUCUUCAGCGACAGCGCACUCUGCUUCGGGUGCCGCUUCCAGUUCAAGCCCAUCCGCGUGUCCGAGCCCGUCUUCGUGCUGCCCGUCCGCAGGGGCAGCGUCACGGUCCUCAGUGGCUACGCUGCUGAUGACAUCACACACUGCAUCAGACCCCAGGACAUCAAGGAGAGGCGAGCGGUCAUCAUCCUGAGGAAAACCAGACCAGACGCCCCCAGACUGGACUCUGACAUCCCAUUAAGUUCCACACCAGUCGAGAAGGCGCCCGCCCUCAAAGCGAAGCGCUCUCAUCGCAAGGCCGACCCAGACGCUGCUCACAGGCCAAGAGUGCUGGAGAUGGACAAGGAGGAGAACCGGCGACACUCGUCGUUCGGCCAGCGCCGUCACAGUACGUCGUCGGACGACUACAGGAAGCGCGAGGCGGACUACGACAAACACCGAGAGAGCUCGUCGCGCAAAGUCAAAAUGCGGCGCCACUGAAGGAGGGACUCCUCUGCGUCGGGUUUCUUUUUACGAGCGCACCCGUUCUUUUUGGUUUGUCUUUAGGCGGAGACGUGAAGGGGCAUGUUUGUGUUCUGAAGAUGUACAUACCUUCAAAAGCUGCUUGUACAUAAGGAAAGCUGAGCUGUACAAUAACAUUUGUCUUAGUCUUUAAGCCUUGUCUUUUCUGCGUACAUUUCUCACCUUUUUGUUUCUUUCUCAGCAUCAACAAGUGUAGGAUGAUUGAAAAGUUGGGCCUCCUUCUUUUUAGAGUAUGAGAGGCCAUGUUAUUGCUUUUUCUCUAUUAAAGCACAAGGUUCCUCA